AUACAUCGAUACGCGUAAUAUUAAUCGAUAGAGAUCGCGAUUUGUACACAUGCAACAUUGCUGUUUCCCCAUAGCGCAUCAACCAAACAUUAAUUUCGCUUAUUGUUGCCUGUGUUAAGAAACUCAUUCAAAAUGCACGAAGAAGAAACAGCAGAGCGUCCAGUGUCGUCCAGCCAAUUGUUUCGACGGUUUCUGCAAUGCAUGGAAGAUGGCCAAAUACGCAGGGAGCUGUCCGACGAUUGUAUUUUAUCUUUUCUCGGACGCUGCGUAAAGGGCGCUGGACCUGUAUCAAGUUAUAUGCGCGCACAACUCGUAGGACGCUAUAAUCAUAUGGAGUUUUUGGAUGCGCGGCAAUGUAAUGAAUCAGAGGAAUCCGCGCUCAAAGAGCGCUUCAGACGUAGCUUUCAAUUGCUGCGCAGUCGAUUUAAGCAGCCAGAAGUGUUGCCCACAUCGAUGCAUUUGCGUGCUGAAAGCGACGAAGAGGUAGAAGAGGAGGAGGAGACUGCAAGUGCAAGCUGUGUCAAGCAAUUGGUAACACCCCCGCGCUCUUCUGCACCGGCUGACGGCAUCGAGUUGAUGCAGUGCAUCACAGCCAGCGGAUCACUGCAGGCAUCGCAUAAGCAUAGCGACGGCGGCAUUGAGCUAAGCGAAAACUGCAAGAUGUCAUUAACGCUAGGCUAUCGUGGCAAUACACUUGGACACAAAGAUGAUACCUCCAGUGAUAUUUGCCUGAUUGUCUACGAGAAGGUGAGGCUUAGGACUCCCGCCGUGCAACGUCAUUCGCGGAUGCGAAGCGCACGAAAUGUAUUAACCGACGAUGAAGGCGAGGUGCCGGCACCUCGGAGCGUCCGUCGAACGCUCUUCAGCAACACCGAUGACUGCGAUGAAGAUGCAGUGCAGCCGGCCAUAGAUGAUAGUUCACCUCUUCUGCUGCCGCGCAAGCGCCAACAUAAGGGCGAUUCGAGUGCGAGGAAAACCAAACGCUCAAAUGUACUUGGCGGUAUGCGCUUUUAGGUUUGUUCCAUAUUGGAUUCAUCGAUAAUUCGUCGGAAUUAGCAUUAGCUCGCAGCGUACCAAACGUAAUUAUAUAAUUCAAGUGGCGCCCAUUUUGGAUGUUGCUUGCGAAGACUGAGUCCACCCGGAAAGAUUUUACAUAUAUUAACAAAUGAUGUUGUGUACGAUGGACUGUUAGCGUACUAAGUUACUUCAAACAUAUACACUUACUAUGUAUAUUAAUUAUAUUUUUGUAAUUUAUUAGGUGUUAUAAUAAAAUUCAAAUAUA
Messenger RNA from Drosophila arizonae, 1282 nucleotides. RefSeq names its product roughex (gene rux). The record is from RefSeq and is a predicted model, not a curated record. NCBI's taxonomy places the organism in Eukaryota, Metazoa, Arthropoda, Insecta, Diptera, Drosophilidae.